CCUCAGAGACAGACUGAUGUUCUCACUCACAAGAAACCCUGAGUGUUGUCGGAGCUGCCGACGUCCUCACGUGCUCAGUUAAUCAUCUGCCCACGCCAGGAUGCAGAGAAAUGUUUCCGCUUGUUUGUCAUCACCGCGUUCUCUCCUGACUGGUGGAUGUUAGACGCCGCCGCUGAGUGUUUUUCAAGUUUUGACCUGUCGCUUCCGUCUUUUUGACAGUGCGAUAUCAAGGUGUGAUUUUUUUUCUUCUUCUUCUCCUUCUUCCUCUCUCCUCGGGAAGCGCCUGGUGAUCAUUUUGUGGCCACACGCAGUAAUGCGAGCAGAGGGGCUGGAGGCUGGCGGACACCGGGACUGAUCUUCACACACACCGUGCGCGUCUCUUUUCUUUCUUUGGACACAGCUCGGAGAGAUAACUGUGGUUUGGCUUCCUCAGCCCGCGCUCUCUUCUUGGCAUUGCGAUGUCCACAAGGAAGACAUCGUUGACGGACAAGCAGGCUAAAAACGGGACGUCAAAAUAUGUGUUGGAGAGAUGCGCUUCUAUUAACGAGUAUUAUGAUAUUGCCUUCAAGGUGAUGCUGCUGGGAGACUCGUCCGUGGGGAAGACAUGCGUCUUGGUGCGCUUUAAAGAUGGGGCAUUUCUGGGAGGCAACUUUAUAGCCACCGUUGGAAUAGACUUUAGGAAUAAAGUGGUGGAUGUCGACAACCUCAAAGUCAAACUCCAGAUCUGGGAUACAGCUGGCCAAGAGAGAUUCCGAAGCGUAACGCACGCCUACUACAGAGAUGCCCAGGCGUUACUUCUGCUUUAUGAUAUCACCAGCAAGAUGUCGUUUGACAAUAUCAGGGCUUGGCUGACUGAAAUACAUGAGUAUGCCCAGAAGGAUGUGGUCAUCAUGUUGCUCGGCAACAAGUCAGACAUGGCUGCAGAGAGGGUCGUGAAGACGGAGGACGGAGAGAAGCUGGCAAAGGAAUAUGGUGUACCAUUUAUGGAGACGAGUGCGAAGACAGGAGUCAAUGUGGAGCUGGCCUUUCUCGCUAUAGCAAAGGAGCUGAAGCACAGAGCGACACAGCAGCCAAACGAGCCCAAGUUCCAGAUACACGACUACAUCGAGUCUCAGAAGCAAAAGUCUGGCUGCUGCGGCCAUAUGUAGCUGAUCCUGAUUACCAGGCAGAGAGAGACACACAGAGAGAGAUGGAGAGAGGGAGUUAGGAGUGGGAAUGAGGUAAACAAAAAAAAAUAAAAAAAAUAACAAGAAGUCUGCUGUCUUAUGAAAAGCCAAUCCCAA
Molecule: messenger RNA, 1283 nt
Organism: Epinephelus moara (kelp grouper)
Lineage: Eukaryota; Metazoa; Chordata; Actinopteri; Perciformes; Serranidae
Exons: 9
Coding region: 459-1148 (229 amino acids)
Cellular component (GO): endosome; Golgi apparatus
Molecular function (GO): GTPase activity; GTP binding
Source: RefSeq, a predicted model, not a curated record